CUUCAUUUGUACCUAUGCUUCAUCGGAAAGUAAACGGCGACGCCGAUGAGAGAGAGAGAUUGAUUUUCCCAAUGUGGAAUCGUAAACUUUACCUUGCUUUCAAAUCCCAAAUUCAUAAAUCCAAUUCUUAAAUCCAUGGCUUCGAUACCCAUCUUCCACAUCCCAAUCUCAAUCUCCCACUUCCAUUUUCCAUUCCCUUCCCAUCUCAACAUCUCCGGUUCAGCCCGGAUUAUAACCGCUAAACGAACCAAGCUACUAGUUCGUGCUCAUGUUGCUACAAGAGUUCGUGCUCAUGUUGAAGUUGGUUAAAUUUUCAAGCCAAGUUUUAUCAACCACUUGCUCGGCAAUUUGGCUCCUUUUUAUCACCCCAGCUCGGGUUGUAGCAAUAUAAAGACCCGAAAAUGCUAGACCGGUGCUUCGGACCUCCGCAGCUAUGGAAAUUGAAGAUUUUCCUCCGUAAAGGAAAGUUAACGCUUCUCUGUUUGACGUUAACAGUCAUCGUCAUCCGCGAACACCUCGGCGCCGGGAAAUUCUGGACCCCGCAGCAAGACCUUAACGAGCAGUUCUACUCCACCCGCCGCGACCGCGUCCUCGAGGAGGCCGGAUCCACUGCAACUGCAGCCGCCGCCGCCACUGGGACCGCCGAGUACAGCUACGCCAGCGUGGACAUGACAGAGAUUUGGGUGGGCGAAGAUGAGCACGAAGAAAAACCUGAUCCAAACAAGCCUUAUAGUUUGGGACCCAAGAUAUCUAAUUGGGACGAGCAAAGAGCUGCAUGGCUGGGAGAAAAUCGCAAAUUCCCUAAUUUUGUCGGACCCAAUAAGCCUCGGGUUUUGUUAGUUACCGGGUCGUCGCCGGAACCAUGUAAAAACCCGGUUGGCGAUCAUUACCUAUUGAAGUCGAUCAAGAACAAGAUUGAUUACUGUAGGGUUCAUGGGAUUGAAGUGUUUUACAACUUCGCUUUGUUUGAUGCGGAAAUGACCGGGUUUUGGGCUAAACUUCCGUUGAUUCGGAAGCUCUUGCUGUCUCACCCGGAAGUCGAGUUCUUUUGGUGGAUGGAUAGUGAUGCUAUGUUUACCGAUAUGGCGUUCGAGGUGCCGUGGGAGAGGUAUGAGGAUCACAAUUUCCUGUUGAACGGGCAACAUCAUGAGGUUUACGAUAACAAGAGUUGGGUCGGGUUGAACACGGGUAGUUUCUUGUUGAGGAAUUGCCAGUGGUCUCUGGACAUUCUUGAUGUAUGGGCUACGAUGGGCCCCAAGGGGAUAAUUAGGGAAGAGGCCGGAAAGUUACUCACUAGAGAACUCAAGUACAGGCCUGCUUUCGAAGCUGAUGAUCAAUCGGCUUUGGUUUAUAUACUUGCGACGCAAAGGGAGAAUUGGGGUGAUAAGGUGUAUCUUGAGAACGCGUAUUGCUUGCACGGUUUUUGGGAUUUCCUUGUCGAUAGAUACGAAGAGAUGAUUGAGAAUUACCAUCCGGGUCUUGGGGAUCAUAGGUGGCCGCUAGUGACUCACUUUGUCGGGUGCAAGCCGUGUGAGAAGUUUGGGGAUUAUCCGAUGGAAAGAUGUUUUAAGCAGAUGGAUCGCGCUUUUAACUUUGGGGACAAUCAAAUCCUGCAAAUGUAUGGGUUUACACACAAGUCUCUUGCGAGUAGAAGGGUGAAGAGAACUAGAAACGAGACGAGCAACCCUCUUCAAGUCAAGGAUGAGCUUGGUUUGCUUCACCAUGCAUUUAAAGCAUUAAGAUAG
Rhododendron vialii is the source of this 1745-nucleotide messenger RNA. RefSeq names its product xyloglucan 6-xylosyltransferase 2-like. Gene Ontology annotation, cellular component: endosome; membrane; trans-Golgi network. NCBI's taxonomy places the organism in Eukaryota, Viridiplantae, Streptophyta, Magnoliopsida, Ericales, Ericaceae. Gene Ontology annotation, molecular function: xyloglucan 6-xylosyltransferase activity; UDP-xylosyltransferase activity; hexosyltransferase activity. The transcript has a single exon. Gene Ontology annotation, biological process: xyloglucan biosynthetic process. The record is from RefSeq and is a predicted model, not a curated record. Bases 402 to 1745 code for a protein of 447 amino acids.